AACGUAUAAAGCAUUCAGAUAGCAACAGUAUUAUUUGUCGAAAUCCACGCGUGCAUCGUGUUCGAGGAUAUACCACACGCGUGGUCUCCACGAACUUACCACGAAGCAGCAAUAGCCUUUCUGGUUCAAAUAUUCUCUUCAGUCUUUUGAACGCUAAAUUUCGUUCAAAUAUUCUUCAAACGGCUAAGACAGAUAUGUCGAAACGUAUCCAAGAUAUUCUAAAGUGAAAGCUAUUAACACUUUUCUUUAUAUUGCAUUUUAUUGUACGCCGCAACUGUACUGUAACUAAUGUUUCGUACUUGUUCAAACUUGUCUUGGAAAGAUAACUUCAAAUCCCCUUUAUCGGGUCCUUAGACUAACUGAAAAAUUCUGAAUAUUCAUGCCGGCAAUUCAUUCAUACUCAUUAUUGAUAUUGCAGAAUAGAGUUUAUUUAUAAAAUAUCCUGGUCAUUUACAAGUUUUACGGAUACAUUUCCUUUGAUAAGAAAAGAAACGGAAGGAUUUUCAGGCAUUAUCACCCAACAAACUGGCAAGAAUUGUUUUAUAACAUUCAUGGAAUAUAAAUUUGCGCCCAGUGACAGUGCAAUACAGCGUUCAUUUGAAGUUGUAUUUGAUGACGCCGUGCGUUAUUUAGUUAUUUCAUGUCGAAAGGAGCGUCAGCUGGCUUUGAACCAAUCCAAAGCGAGAUAGAAUCUUAUUAUUGAAAAUUUUGAUGAAUUGAUUAAGGCGUUCAUUGUCAGCAAGGCGGGCUUUUAUUGGCAUAGUGCGAAACCUCUGUUUGUCAAAAUCAUCUCUUGAAAUCUGCAUAUUAUUAUCGAUACGAGAGAGCCUGAUUUGUCCUAAUCACUCGCCUUAAGAUUUCGAGCACAAGCGAGCGAGAAGCCACAAACUUGCUGACGUAUAUUUUGCUGAUAAUGUUGAGACGCUCAGUCUUCAUUUGUACGAGCCAUGGCCGGAAUUAUUCGAUAGGAAAUUGAACUCGCGAAUAAUAACUGUCGUGUUCAAUGCACCUGAGACAAAGAGCCGCUGGAAAGAAAUAAUUUGUCAUGAUGUCAGCUAUGCUUCAUCUCAAAACUCUCUCAUGAUUGACAACGCAAAGAGCCAAAGAAAGUCGUUAACAUUCUCUGGAAAACUAUGAAAGUGGCCCUACUGGCUGGUCUGGCUGCAGGAAUUCCUCUGUGUUUUGUCGCGAUUUUUUGUGUGUUCUACCGCUUGUACUGCAAACGAGACAGAAGAGAAGAUAACAUCAUCCUAGGUCAGGGUCGUAAGCUUUGGAGGAAGAGUUACGAAGUGGUGGGCUCCUCGCACGAGAGCCUCUCGAUUCCAAAACAUGCACCAAAAGUCGUCUCGAAAUUUGUCCAGGACUCGCCUCAGUUAAGCAGCACAUCAACAUCGGCACACAUCUCUCCGAUCGAGGAUCAACUAUGCCUUACCGAAGAUGACGACGACGACGAUAACUCGUCUCUUAGCAACUACAGAACGGCUCCGGACGAGCUCUACAGUCCCGAGUGUCCAUCGGUCGAGUCUCGGGAUACGAUCGAGCUGAUUUCGUUAUCUCCGGUUAAAACCUCGUACACGUCGGAAAACCGUAGUGACCCUUAUGUUAAAGAUAUCCCCCCGUUGCAGGAACAUCGAAGGAUACCGUCUAUCAGGGUAGUGGACGAGAACAAGGAUGUUCUGUUUAAGCUAGACGCUAAACCGAACUCUAGCCACAGAGAAAAGCGCCGUGAAGACAAAAUUCCGUUGAAUUUACCAUCAUCUGUGAUUCAAGGAAAUCGUCAUCAUCCCUGUUCACGGCCUGGCAUGAUCGAUGUUUCCAUUCUGUAUAAACAAACCACCUGCGAACUGUUUCUUAAGGUCAACAAAGCGAUAGACUUACCUGUGAAAGACUUAAGAAACAACACAUCGUCCGCAUUCGUAAAACUGUACGUCCUGCCGUCUCGUCGAUAUAAUUACACAACAAACAUUGUCUCGAAAUGUCUGAAUCCAGUAUUUAACGAGAGCUUUGCUAUUGGUGGCCUGACACUCAUGGAAAUAUUACAAUUGACUAUUCAAUUUCUUGUGAUACAUCACGAACCAAUACACAGAAAUAUUAUGAUAGGUGAACUAUCGUUACCGCUCGUCAAUUACGAGUUUGUGGACGAGGAACUGACUCUGUGUCAAAAUUUGAGAGAACACAAGCCCAAGCCGGUUCUUGGAGAAUUGCUUGUCUCUGUGUGUCAUCAACCACUCGCCAGUAAACUGUCUGUGACAGUUGUACAGGCUCGAAAUUUACCAAAGAUUAGUAAUUAUGGAAUUGGAGAUCCCUACGUGAAAGUGGAAUUAUUUUUUAAUUCAAAACGACUUUGUAAGAAGAAAACGCGGACAAAAAAGAAGACAACGAAUCCUCGUUUUGUUCAAUUAUUUACAUUCGAUCUUGAGGCUUCGUACAUUGCUUUGGAGUCGUUGAUCUUAGUAAUGACGAUAUUGGUCAAAGAUCCAGGGGGGUGUCACGAGAAAAUCGGACAAGUCGUACUCAGUUCUCUCACAGGUGGCUCCGCCUUUGCUCAAUGGAACGAAGUGAUACAAAAUCCGCACGUGCCGAUCGAGAAAUGGCAGAUGAUCCAUGAAUGAUCUGAACGUGAACGAACACGACCUGACUAGGCCAAAUAAUCCUAGCGUAGCGUUGCCAAGCGUUACGAAUAUUUCAUUGUUUCCAAAGAAUCAAGAAGCCUCAGGUACAAGUAUUGAAUACGAGAAAAAAAUACGUUGAAAAUCCUUUGAGGCAAAGGACGUGCUUUUCAUGAUUGGGAUAUCGAACCCUAGUUUUCACAAAGGAAAUUUGAUUGAUCGAGACGAUGACAGAUGGUGCAAAGAAUCGUUGACCAAUCCAUGUCAUGAGCAUAUUGGCAACGAUCAGUUUUUAUCCAAAUGAAAAGCUACCUCCGCUUUGAAAUCGAUGAGAUUUAAUUGAAAGCUAAAAAUUCAGCGUCACCAUGUGAAUGAGAGUCAGUCAGUUUACUCGAGCAGGGCCGAAACUAGACGACCAGUUGAUGGAGGCGCCUCUCAUUCUUCUCAAUCACGCUAAUGUGAUUUCUUUUGAUGACGGCGAUUGUUGUUACGAUAUCCGAAAGUUUUUCAGUACGAUAUCCUGGUGAAAAUGAAUGCAUGAAUAUAUACACUAUUGCGUCUAGUUUCCUCCCUGUAUUCGAGUAUAGAACCGGUGAAUUUUAAUAGUUU
Molecule: messenger RNA, 3218 nt
Organism: Dendronephthya gigantea
Lineage: Eukaryota; Metazoa; Cnidaria; Anthozoa; Malacalcyonacea; Nephtheidae
Product: synaptotagmin-7-like
Exons: 5
Coding region: 1134-2612 (492 amino acids)
Biological process (GO): cellular response to calcium ion; vesicle fusion; calcium-ion regulated exocytosis
Cellular component (GO): synapse; axon
Molecular function (GO): calcium-dependent phospholipid binding; SNARE binding; clathrin binding
Source: RefSeq, a predicted model, not a curated record